UGUGUCGGGCCCUGGGCUGAGGGUGGGAAGGUGCUUGUGGUCCCCAUGGAGGGGAGCCACUGGCUCAGCAUGCAGAAGGCCGUGAAGGAGCUCCACGCCAGGGGUCACCAAAUAGUGGUCCUUGCACCAGAAGUGACCGUGCAUAUCAAAAGAGAAGACUUUUUCACCCUGAAAACCUAUGCCGUUCCAUACACCCAGGAUGAAUAUGAACAGCAAUUACUCGGCCAGGUUAACCUGAUUUUUGAAAAAGUACAUUUUCUAAAAAUGUAUUUAAAUGUAAUGGCAAUUUCGAAAAAUAUUUCUUUGUUCUUUGAAAAGACUUGUGUGGCGCUGUUGUAUAACAAGGACUUGAUCGGGAAUCUGAAUGCCAGUGCCUUUGAUGUGGUUUUAACGGAUCCUGUCUACCCCUGUGGAGCAGUGCUGGCUCAGUACCUAUCGGUUCCUGCUGUGUUUUUUUUAAAUUUCCUUCCAUGUGACCUGGAUUAUGAGGCCACACAGUGCCCAAACCCUUCUUCUUAUAUUCCUACGUUAUUUACUAGGAAUUCAGACCACAUGACAUUCCUGCAAAGAGUCAAGAACAUGAUCUACCCUGUCAGUAUGAAGUAUAUUUGCGACAUUACAUUUUCACCUUACUCAAGGCUGGCCUCUGAGCUUCUUCAGAGACAGGUGUCGCUGGUGGAUAUUUUCAGCUAUUCAUCCAUGUGGCUGUUCAGAGGAGACUUUGUGUUGAACUACCCCAGGCCGAUCAUGCCCAACAUGGUCUUUAUUGGGGGCAUAAACUGUGCCGACAGGAAGCCGUUACUUCAG
Molecule: messenger RNA, 807 nt
Organism: Pteropus alecto (black flying fox)
Lineage: Eukaryota; Metazoa; Chordata; Mammalia; Chiroptera; Pteropodidae
Product: UDP-glucuronosyltransferase 1-2
Exons: 1
Molecular function (GO): UDP-glycosyltransferase activity
Source: RefSeq, a predicted model, not a curated record